This is a messenger RNA of Baudoinia panamericana UAMH 10762, 454 nucleotides long. RefSeq lists its product as uncharacterized. The record is from RefSeq and is a predicted model, not a curated record. Lineage: Eukaryota; Fungi; Ascomycota; Dothideomycetes; Mycosphaerellales; Teratosphaeriaceae. Bases 104 to 427 code for a protein of 107 amino acids. The transcript is spliced from 2 exons.
GGUAGAAGGUGCCGUGAGUUCCAACUCAUACGCCCUGUGUAUCUUUACCCUGCCCGCAGUGGGUGUUCGCUGAAUUAGUGGCCUGCAUGCAGUAAGUGCCUAGAUGGGCGGUGAAGGUCACGAGAUGAGGCACCCAGAAGCAGACGUUGGCCAGUCACGCCCCGAGUGCCGGAUAUUCUGGGAUGGCGUUAUGUAUAUGAGGAUGCUGUGGUUCGCGGAUUCGGCAGGUCUGAUGGCUCAUGCGUAUCGCGGUGCCACAGUCUGCAAGUUGUUCGUGCGUUCUGCGGCUCGCGAGCAAUCAACGGCAAUUCAACGCGAUGCUCGUUCAACAGAAACCACUGGGGAUGAGGUGGUCGGAGGUGCAUUAGAAGCAGGCGUUGGAGUUGCAUUACAUACUUUGAGACGCGGACGGAGGUUAAUGAGCUGACAAGACUGUUCGUACGACUCACCCGCG